CGGCCCUGAGUGGGGAGACGGGCCGGGCCGGGCAGCGCUCCCAGCACGGCGCUGGAGGGGUUCGGCAGGGCGAGGCUUUCCGCCCAGCAAGGAGGGGCCGGGGAGACGGCUCCUGGAGCCAGACUCGCUCCCGCUGCAGAACCAGGGCGGUCGGGAGCCUGAAGGUGCCUUGGGCCCAAGAGGCGGAGUCAGCGUGACAGGAGGGAGGCCCGGGGCUGGGUGGUGACCAGGCCCCGCCUCCCCGCCCAAGGCUGCGGUGGUGACAUUCCUAAUUGUCGGUGACUGACUCAGCCUCGCUUCAAAGGUCUGGGUCAGGCCCGCAGCCCCCGUCACUCUGGAAUUCUGCUUCUCGGGGGAGCCGGCCCGCCCGAAGAGUGCUCCUCGCCCGGCCGGUGCCUCCCGCCCGUCCCGUCCACACCCGCCCCAGCCAUGGCCGUGCAGGUGCCCCUGUGGCAGCACUACCUGCAGGCCAUCCGCUCGCGGGGGGCACGGCGGGCGCAGGACUUCCAGCGUGCGGAGAACGUGCUGCUCACGGUGCUGGAGCACGUGCACCACCUGGACCCCCGCUUCCUCGUGGACUACUCCCGUGACCUGGAGGCCUUCCAGUUUGCCCUGCGCACCUCGGAGGAGCCCCUGCACGUGGAGGUGCCCCUGCGGGUGGACGCGGACGCCCUGCUGAUUGAGGAGGUGGGGGCCGCCGAGGCGGGCGACGGCCCUGCGCCCUGCCGCCUGGGUGUCUCCAGGGAAGGGGCCCGCCCGGAACGGCGGAUGGCCGAUGACGUCCUCAGCGUCUCCUCCGAGGGUGGCGCCGGGUGCCGCGGCCACAUCGCGCCCAGCAAGGUCCUGCGCGUCCUCAAGGACCUUCUGGUGGCGGCCGUGGUGCACUGCAGACACCAGGGCCUCGUCACGCCAGGUUCUCUGAACGCGGACAGCCUGGAGGAGAAGGAGUCCCACCUGUCCCUGCUCGUGUCUAGCGGCUGGCGAACCAUCCGGUUCAACAUCGUGCCCAUGGUGCGGAGAAAGCUCGGGGUGCCCGCCCUGGAGAGGGCUCAGUGGAUGCGCGGGUUCCCUGAAGGCAGCUUGAAAAGGAUCAUCGGCCAAGAAGCGGCCCUGGUGCCAGCCAGUGCCCAGCACUGGAGGGUCUCCACGGACUACCUGCUCACCAGGCUGCUCGGUGCACUGGGCUCCCUCCCGGGCCACCGUCUAGACGGCCUCUCCAUCCUGGACCGGGUCAACCACGAGAGCUGGCGCGACGGCGGCCAGAGCCCCGGCCUGAACUUCAGUCACCUGAAGACGGUGCUGCUGUGGGCAUCCGCGCUCUUCCCGGCGCCCGAGGACUGGGUGGAGCUGCAGGGCGCCGUGUACCGGCUGCUGGUGGUGCUGCUCUGCUGCCUGGCCACCGGGAACCUGCCACACUUCGUCUACCCCAAGCGGAACCUGCUGAGCGACGCCGGCCUGGACCUCAACGCCCUGUACCAGCGCGUGGAGCGCUUCGCCAGCCAACCCGAGGCGUCCCUGCGCAUCCACGUGACCCACCUGGGCCGCGGCCCCCCGCCGCGCAUCGGCAACGGGGUCAAGGCCCUCCUGCAGCUGCCUGCCAGCGACCCUGUCUACUGGGCCACCGCCUACUUUGAUGUCCUGCUGGACAAGUUCCAGGUCUUCAACAUCCAGGAUGAGGACCGGAUCUCGGCCAUGCAGAGCAUCUUCCGGAAGACCAAGACCCUGGAUGGCAAGGAGUGCUGAGCGGCCUUGCCUUUGCUCGGUCUUCACCACCCACAGCCGGGCUGCACGGCCCCGCGGAGGACCCGGGACACUUGGGGAAGGGAAUGGGCUUCACCCCGAGGCAGGUGAUGGGCGGUAGAGACGGCCACCUCAGACUGCCCGGGGGAUGGCCUCCCGGGACUCUGGGAGCGCCGGGCAGCAGGUCCCCCCAAGCAGCUGCCUGGUCUCCCCAGGGCCUGGGACGAAGGCGCCUUGUAUUUCACAAGACGCGUGUGGGUCUGUGUGAUGUCAUCAGACUCUCAGAGCCAAGCGUCUGCCUGAGACCUGGAGCUCGAGGGCUUGUCCCGACCUGAGUCCCAUGCUCCUCCGUGGUGAUGUAAUGCUAUAUAUCUGAUCUUGAAUAAAUUAACGCGCCGGGUAGGCUCGGUGGGGACGGCA
Molecule: messenger RNA, 2160 nt
Organism: Acinonyx jubatus (cheetah)
Lineage: Eukaryota; Metazoa; Chordata; Mammalia; Carnivora; Felidae
Gene: MAB21L4
Product: mab-21 like 4
Exons: 6
Coding region: 430-1743 (437 amino acids)
Source: RefSeq, a predicted model, not a curated record